CAACCGUCGUAAAACUUACAUGAGAAGAAGAAGAAGAAGACGAAGACGACAGCCUCCGGUUGUGCUUCUGCCGUAAAGCAGGACGUGUGGAGUCGGAGGAAGGUUAAAGUGAAUCACACAAAAACGCAUCAUGCCGUUCGUGGACAUCCAGUCGCGGCUCGGCAUCAGCAUUGACCACUGGCUUCUGGUGCAGAGCACCAAGCAGCCGUACAAGCGGGCGUCUCGCUGCCACGCCUUCGAGAAGGAGUGGAUCGAGUGUUCCCACGGCAUCGGGCUGACGCGCGCCAAGAAGGAGUGCCAGGUGGAGUUCGAGGACUUCUACGAGUGCAUGCACCGGCAUAAGACGCACGAGAGGCUGUCCGCGAUCCGUCAGCAGCGCGACAAGAUGGUGAAGGCGGGAACCUACACGCCGCCGCCCUGCCACUCGGCCACACAGGAGCAGACGCCCUGAAGGGAGCAGCUCCGUUCUUGUGUAUAGUAAAUCAGAUGUCACCUAUUCCCUGUUCACCUGCAAGUUUGCAAAUAAAUGUUAUCAUCCAGUG
Messenger RNA from Scophthalmus maximus (turbot), 542 nucleotides. RefSeq names its product NADH:ubiquinone oxidoreductase subunit S5 (gene ndufs5). The transcript is spliced from 3 exons. NCBI's taxonomy places the organism in Eukaryota, Metazoa, Chordata, Actinopteri, Pleuronectiformes, Scophthalmidae. The coding region runs from base 131 to 451 and encodes 106 amino acids. Gene Ontology annotation, biological process: mitochondrial respiratory chain complex I assembly. The record is from RefSeq and is a predicted model, not a curated record.